Nerophis ophidion (straightnose pipefish) is the source of this 2211-nucleotide messenger RNA. Its product is annotated as nuclear cap-binding protein subunit 1. The coding region runs from base 546 to 1856 and encodes 436 amino acids. The record is from RefSeq and is a predicted model, not a curated record. The transcript is spliced from 12 exons. Gene Ontology annotation, molecular function: RNA cap binding; mRNA binding. Gene Ontology annotation, biological process: regulation of mRNA processing; mRNA export from nucleus; nuclear-transcribed mRNA catabolic process, nonsense-mediated decay. NCBI's taxonomy places the organism in Eukaryota, Metazoa, Chordata, Actinopteri, Syngnathiformes, Syngnathidae. Gene Ontology annotation, cellular component: nuclear cap binding complex; nucleus.
UUUGUACAUGUGAUUUUGUAGUUUGAAAACAUGAGCAAAAUAUUUGACACUGUCAUUAUGGGUUAUUGUGUGUAGAAUUCUGAGGACAAAAAUGAAUGUAUUUCAUUUUGGAGAAAGGCUGUAACACAAGAAAAUGUGUAAAAAGUGCAGAUGCCCUGUAUUUGCAGAUAAAAUGGUGUUGAUCUGACGUUACCUUUCCAGCUCUGAGGGGCGAGCGUGCAGGUUAAGCGAGGCGACUCUGCGAUGGGUGUUGCCAAAGCUUGAAGCAGGAUGAUGUAAAUCAGCGACUGAACUUGUCUGCAGGGCAAAGAGCAAGAGUUCUAGAGUUUCAAGUCGCCGAGGAGAGGAAGUAGGACGUGUGCGUUACCCUGAUAUGAAGACCAGUCCGGCGGAGGUGGCCUCUCCCACAGGGUAGGAACAUUCCACGGACAACUCCAUCACGGCCGGGUAGAUGGAGACACCCAAGAAGCCAAAAAGAGCGCAAACAAUCGCUACGGCCACCUUCUGAUCUUGCAUCAGACACACCUGGGGAGGAUUGUGGUGAGAUGAUCUGGUCCAGCAGCGUGGAGAAGCAGGUGAACACGGCCACGCCCGAGCCAAAGCACAGCAGCAGCAGGUACGCUCGGUUCCUCAGCAGCUGGGCGGGACAAGGACAAAGGGCGGCGAGUCAGGAUGUUUCCUACCAGUUUGAAGCCAUGUCUGAAGGGUUCCGAGGUGGAAUGUUCUGCGCUGGCCGAUGGCGGCGUCGGGGGGGGGGGGGCACUGCACCGCAUGCCCAUGGUGACGAGGAAACAGCUGACGCAGGCAACAACGGCAUAGACCAACAUCUGAAGGAUGACAGAUUGUCUUACCACCAGAGGAUAGUGGAUAUUGUCCCGCCCACCUUCUCGGCCCUCAUCCCGGCCAAUCCCAUCUUCAUUUACAAAUACACUGAAGAAAACGCCUCUUCGUUGCUGGGCUAUCCCAUCUCCAUCACUGUCGGCAACGCCAUCAAGAACCGAGCGUCCAACGAGGAGAUCCUGACCGUCCUCAAAGACGUGCCCAACCCAAACCAGGACGACGACGACGAUGAAGGCGAGAGCUUCAACCCCCUGAGGGUGGAGGUAUUCUUGCAGACGCUUCUUCACCUGGCAGCCAAGUCCUUCAGCCACUCUUUCAGCGCCCUCGGAAAGUUUCACGAGAUCCUGAAGAACCUGGCGGAGAGCGACGAGGGCAAGCUGCACAUCCUCAAAGUGGUCCAUGAAGUGUGGAAGAACCACCCGCAGAUGACCGCCGUUUUGGUGGACAAAAUGAUCCGGACGCAGAUCGUGGACUGCGCCGCCGUGGCCAACUGGCUCUUCUCCCAGGACAUGGCUCACGAGUUCACCAGACUUUACAUUUGGGAGAUCCUGCACUCCACCAUCCGGAAGAUGAACAAACAUGUCCAGAAGAUCCAGAAGGAGCUUGAGGAGGCCAAGGACAAGCUGGAAAAACAGCAACAUAAGAGGAGGGACAGCGGCGACGACGAGGACAUGGAGAAGAACAGCGAGGACGAGGAGGGCCAGCUGGAGGAGCAGAUUGAGCGGCUCCAGGAGAAGGUGGAGUCGGCCCAGAGCGAGCAGAAGAACCUUUUCCUCGUCAUCUUCCAGCGUUUCAUCAUGCUGCUGACCGAGCAUCUCGUCCGCUGCGAGACGGGCAGCGUCAACGUCAGCACGCCGUGGUACAAGAACUGUGUGGAGAGACUGCAGCAGAUCUUCCUCAUGCACCACGGCACCAUCCAGCAGUACAUGGGAACACUGGAGAACCUGUUGUUCACGGCCGAGCUGGACCACCACAUCCUGGCCGUCUACCAGCAGUUUUGCGCCCUUCAGCUGUAAAACAACAACAAAAAAACCCGAAACAUUUUGUCGUCCAACGUUGGCUCUUGCAUCAAGAAUGUCCUCCUGACAAAAAACAGUAUUUUCAUCCUGUGUUGUGGAAGGUGUCAUGUUGGACGUGUAAGUAUCCAGAAUGCAACAGCGGUCAGCUUAUCAACGUCUUUUGAUUCUUUCAUUUUUCUUUGCGUUUAAUCCUUUUUUUUUUUUUACGUGGUCACUCUCCUUUUAUUAGUUUUAUGUGGAAUUGGAAAGGAAAUAAAUCUCCCAAAUUCUUUUAACUUUCAUCUGCGUGCGUGUUGGAAGAAAUGACACCUUGAGCCAUGAAUGUUAGAACAAUAAACACACACACCUGCAA